AAUCACUAAGGACCGAGUUAAGAGAGAGAAAACGAAAGAAGAGGGUGUGAGAGAGAAGAAGCGAUAUGGCACACUACAGAGCGAGCUCAGAAGUCGAGAACUUGAUGAACGACAGAAGCAGUAGUCGCCGGGAAAAAGAAGAAGACGAAGAGGAAGCCAUGAAAUUGGCGGCUCUUGAGAAGCUACAGCGUCUUCCAACGUACGAUCGGGCGAGGAAGGCCGUGUUGAGAGGGAUCACAGGAGUUUUCAAGGAGAUUGACAUGAAGGAUCUGGGCUUCGUGGAGAGAAGAGAGCUUUUCGAUAGAGUGAUGACGAUGGAUGACGAGGAUUGGCAUGGAGAGUAUCUGCGGAGGCUAAAGAGUCGUUUCGAUAGAGUCUCUCUGAAUCUCCCAACGAUAGAAGUCCGAUUUGAGGAUGUGAACGUGACCGCCCAAGCCUAUGAACGCAGCAGAGCUGUUCCCACAGUCAUCAACGCAUACGCCAGCUUUGCAAAAAGCGUUGGAACUAAAAUCGGAAUUCUUCGGAGUCAAACAAAGAGAAUCUCCAUUCUAAAGGAUGUUAGCGGAAUCAUUAAACCCGGCAGGCUGAGUCUACUUUUGGGACCACCGGGCUCUGGAAAGUCGACCCUACUUAAAGCAUUGUCUGGAAAGAUAGAAAGUGGACUAAAAUAUACAGGGAAAGUGACAUACAAUGGGCAUGAACUGCAUGAGUUUGUGCCUGAAAGAACUUCCGCCUACAUCGGCCAAUACGAUGUUCACUUGCCGAGGCUAACAGUUCGAGAAACAUUACAGUUUUCAGCAAAAUGCCAAGGAGUCGGCACACGAUAUGAUAUGCUUUCCGAGUUACUGAGACGGGAGAAAGACUUGAAGAUCAAACCAGAUCCUUACCUCGACGCGUUAAUGAAGGCGUCAGUUCUGAAAGGACACAAGGAGAAUGUGGUUACGGAUUACGUUUUAAAGGUAUUAGGGCUUGAGACAUGCGCUGAUACGGUAGUUGGGGAUAAUAUGCAAAGAGGCAUCUCUGGUGGGCAAAAGAAACGCGUAACAACAGGCGAGAUGUUGGUGGGACCAGUCGGAGCUUUCUUCAUGGACAACAUAUCAGACGGUUUAGAUAGCUCAACGACGUUUCAGAUUCCUCCUCCAGAGACAUUCGAGCUCUUUGAUGAUGUCAUCAUUCUCGGAGAAGGCCGAAUCGUUUACCAAGGCCCUCGGGAAAACGUCCUUGAGUUUUUUGAAUCUAUGGGGUUUAAGUGUCCUGAAAGAAAAGGAGUUGCUGAUUACUUGCAAGAAAUUUUAUCAAGAAAAGAUCAAGAACAGUACUGGGCUAAUCCGGAGGUGCCAUAUCGCUAUGUAUCGGCAAAACAAUUCGAGGAAGGCUUUAAAACUCACCAUCUCGGGAGCACAAUGCGUUCACAGCUCGCAACACCGUUUAAUCGAUGGGAGAAUCACGGAGCAGCCUUGACAAAGACUACUUUUGGAUCCAGCAAAUGGGAAAUGCUAAAGGCGUGCUUAGCAAGAGAGUGGAUUCUGAUGCAAAGAAACAUCAGAAUCUUCUGCCUCAAGUCAUUUCAGCUGUUUUUCAACGCGGCAAUGAUCGGACUCGUGUUCUCGACACAAAGGGAACAUCACAGCACUGUAGAAGAUGGAAUCAUAUACAUGGGAGCUAUCUAUCUGGAAGUGCAGAUGAUUGUCUUCUCCGGGUUUUUCGAGCUUCCGAUGACAAUUGAUAAGCUUCCAGUGUUCUACAAGCAACGACGUUUCAGCUUUUACCCGUCGUGGGCUUUCUCGUUACCAGCGUCGGUCAUAAACUUUCCUCUAUCAUUCGUAGAAGUCUUCGUCGUGGUUAUAUUAACAUAUUUCCUCACUGGAUUUGAUCUAGCCAUCACAUCGAUCCUUAAACAUUACUUGGUUCUAGCACUUUGUGGACAAAUGUCGUACGGACUUUUUCGGUGUCUUGCUGCAGUGACUCGGAAUCAUGUGGUUUCAAACACAAUGGGAUGCCUUCUUGUGAUGUGGCUGAUGACAUUCAGCGGAUAUGUGUUGUCACGACAUCAAGUGCACCAAUGGUUGACAUGGGCGUAUUGGACAUCGCCGAUGAUGUAUAUUCAAACAGCUCUUUCGGUUAAUGAAUUCCGCAGCGAAUCUUGGAAAGAUGGUCUUGGAGUAGCGGUUUUGAAAUCUAGAGGUUUCUUUGUAGAAACUUAUUGGUAUUGGAUUGGACUAUUAGCGUUGAUCAUAUCCACAAUAUUGUCCAACAUUGUUACAUCUUUGGCUCUGGCUUUUCUUAAACAAUAUGGAGUUUCCAAGACUGCGGUUAUACCGGAUGAUUACGAAGAAGAUGAUAACAACAAUACGCUAACGCAACCACUCGCUGGCAGGGAAGUGACAAAGAGAGCUUGCAACGACAAUAAGCUGCGUAUACCUUUCAAGCCUCUACAUAUCACAUUCGAUAACAUUAUAUAUUCCGUUGAUACUCCAAAGGCUAUGAAAGAAAAUGGGUUAGAAGAGGAGAAACUAGUACUAUUGAAUGGACUAAGCGGUGCGUUUAGGCCCGGGGUUCUUACUGCACUUAUGGGCAUGAGUGGAGCAGGCAAAACUACUCUGAUGGAUGUUUUAGCCGGGCGCAAGAACACUGGUUACAUUGAAGGAGAGAUCAAUGUCUCUGGUUUUCCUAAAAAUCAAGACAGCUUUGCACGUGUUUCGGGCUACUGCGAACAGUUUGAUAUCCAUUCCCCUCUUCUAACAGUCUAUGAGUCGCUUCUCUAUUCUGCGUGGUUGAGGUUACCUCCUAACAUCGACAAAAGUACUCGAGAGCUUUUCAUUGAAGAAGUGAUGGAGUUGAUAGAGUUGGAACCAUUGAGGGAAAUGUUGGUCGGUUAUGUUGGAAUCAGUGGGCUUUCGACGGAGCAAAGGAAGAGGAUGACAAUCGCAGUGGAGCUUGUAGCCAAUCCUUCUAUCCUUUUCAUGGAUGAGCCAACAUCUGGCUUAGAUGCAAGAGCUGCUGCCAUUGUCAUGAGAACCGUUAGAAACACUGUUGACACUGGAAGAACUGUUGUCUGCACCAUUCACCAGCCGAGUAUCGACAUCUUUGAAUCUUUUGAUGAGCUUUUCUUGUUGGCGAGGGGAGGAGAAGAGAUCUAUGUUGGUCCAAUUGGCCACCAUUCCUCACAAGUAAUUGAAUACUUUGAGGGAAUUACAGGAGUAGGAAAAAUCAGGGAAGGCUACAAUCCAGCAACAUGGGCCCUAGAAGUGACAACAAGGGCACAAGAAGAUGUUCUUGGUGUCAGAUUUGCUCAAGAAUACAAAAACUCAAGCCUUUACAGGAGAAACAAAGAUCUAAUUGAGGAACUAAACAGGGUUCCUCCUCAUGCAACAGACAUUCAUUUCUCAACAAAGUACUCACAACCCUAUCUGACUCAGUUCCAAGCUUGCCUGUGGAAAAUGCACAAAACAUAUUGGAGAAACGUUCCUUACAACGCAGUGCGUCUCUGUUUCGCGGCUGCGGUUGGAGUGAUGUACGGAAUCAUUUUCUGGAGCCUCGGCAAAAGAAAAGGAACAAGAGAAGAUAUCUUCAACAGUGUAGGCGCAAUGUCAAUCGUUAUGGGCUUCCUAGGCGGACAAAGCGCGGCCACUGUGCGUCCUGUAGCAAUCGCUGAGCGUACCGUCUUUUACCGAGAGACCGUUGCUGGAAUGUACUCUGCUCUACCUUAUGCAUUCUCACAGGUGGCAAUCGAGAUUCCGUAUACAAUGGCUCAAGCUUGCAUCUACGCAGCUGUAGUCUAUGGGAUGAUUGGAUACGAAUGGAAAGCUUCCAAGUUCUUGUUGUACACGUUCUUUACCUUCAUUAGCAUCCUCUACUAUAUUUACACUGGUAUCAUGCUCAUUGCCCUAAGCCCUAAUCAAGAAACCGCUGCGAUUCUCAAUGGUAUUCUUUCCGCAUCGUUGAACGUCUUUUCAGGAUUCGCCAUUCCUCGUCCUAGAAUGCCUGUGUGGUUGAGAUGGUUCCCGUUCGUGAGUCCAGCGUGGUGGGGUUUGUACGGGCUGACGAUAUCUCAGUACGGAGAUGUGGAGACGAGGCUUGAUACUGGUGAGAAGGUUUCUGAGUUCAUGAAAAACUACUAUGGUUAUGAAUACGACUUCUUGUGGGUUGUCUCACUUGUCCUCCUCGCUUUCUGUUUGCUAUAUGUUUUCAUCUAUGCUUUCUCGGUUAAGACUUUGAAUUUCCAAAAGAGGUGA
Molecule: messenger RNA, 4235 nt
Organism: Thlaspi arvense
Lineage: Eukaryota; Viridiplantae; Streptophyta; Magnoliopsida; Brassicales; Brassicaceae
Source: the annotation of a GenBank genome assembly